AACGUCUGUCGCCAUUUUGAAGUUCCCUUCUGUGGUUCAACAAGACUACAGGGGUCGCUGAUCCAAAAUGGCUGGGAACUUGCGAGGCCAUUGCUGCAAAAAUGACUGAACAGUACAGAAAAGCUAACAGUAUCUUUGCAUUGACGGCAGCCAGGUACAAGCUACCAAUGCAAAAAGCCAAAAUGAACAAAUACGUUAAACAGUAUGCUAAGACGCUACGUCAUUUAAGACUGUUACAGACGGGGGUGCUUCUAGUUUCUACUCCAAAGUUCACCACAUUACGAGGCAGCUGGCUGGAAGACACAAAUAUCCUCAAGGUGACUCAGUGGGAGACUAUGGAUCUUUACUUUGAGUACAGACGCAAAAGAAAAACGGCUCCCUUCAAAGAAGCAUGUGAUUUGCUCGAAGAAAUAAUGGGCAUACCGCCAGCAGUUAUUUUCCAAUCUGAGAAUUUGUCUCUCUUUCAAAUGACAUCAAUACAAAUGACUGAGAGAUCUGACAGCCCAGCCGUUGAAUUCCAGUCACAGAAUACUCAAGCUCAAGCUAAAAGCAAUGCUGCAGGGGAUGUGAGCAAGGCUUCAGGGGCUGUGGCUUCAGGAGAACGACAGGCAGAGUCUACAAGAUCUGAGAGCCCAGCGGUCGAGUUGCAGUCAGAGGAUAUCGAUAAUGCUGAAACCCAAACUCAAAUUGAGGCUUCAGGGGAUGUGAACGAGGCUUCUGGGGAUGUGAACGAGGCUUCAGGGGAUGUGAACGAGGCUUCAGGGUGUGUAAACGAGGCGACAACGAGGCUUCAGGGGAUCGACAGGCAGGAGUGUCUACAAGAUCUGACAGCCCAGCGGUCGAGGUGCAGUCAGAGGAUAUCGAUAAUGCGGAAACCCAAACCCAAUGCGAGGCUUAAGGUGAUGGGAAUGAGGCUGAAGGGGGAAAUCAGGAAGAAACUGUUGACAUGAAAUCCCCAAUAGCAGACUUAUCGUAAUGUAUUUGAAGAUUUGCCGCAGGACGUAAAAGCGUUCAAAAUAUGUUAACGGGCAAUUGCAAGUGACAUUUGUGGGAAG
This is a messenger RNA of Haliotis rubra (blacklip abalone), 1055 nucleotides long. RefSeq lists its product as uncharacterized. The record is from RefSeq and is a predicted model, not a curated record. Bases 102 to 950 code for a protein of 282 amino acids. Lineage: Eukaryota; Metazoa; Mollusca; Gastropoda; Lepetellida; Haliotidae. The transcript is spliced from 5 exons.